Molecule: messenger RNA, 477 nt
Organism: Camelina sativa (false flax)
Lineage: Eukaryota; Viridiplantae; Streptophyta; Magnoliopsida; Brassicales; Brassicaceae
Source: RefSeq, a predicted model, not a curated record
AGAGAUAACCAAGACCAUCUCCAUGACGUCGACCAAGGCCCUACACCGUCCUUGUACCAGACAGUGUUGGUUGGACGUACGAAGAAACCUUACUUGAUCAGUAAGCAACACCUGAAGCACCCUCUGCUCAACGCUCUCGUAGAGAAGCAACAGAGAUAUGAAGAAGACGAUAAUGAAGAUGGAAGUUGUAUAAUCACUGUGAAAUGUGAGGUCGUUCUGUUCGACCAUCUUCUGUGGAUGCUCGAAAACGGAGACCAGAGUCACAUAUUGGAGUCUCUAGAUGACUUUGCCCAUCUCUAUCUGUCCCCUUGAUUAGGAGGUUUCACUUGCUUAUCGUUUUUCGUAUUAAACUUUAAAUCCUUGUUUUUUUUUUCCCUUGAAAUGUAAAGAUUACCAACAGGUGACACUGUGACAGGUCAGUGACUUCUGUUGGUGAAAUAACAAGACAUCUUACCAAAGUGUGUUGUUUAUACGUUU